Messenger RNA from Durio zibethinus, 1547 nucleotides. Its product is annotated as ethylene-responsive transcription factor RAP2-12-like. Gene Ontology annotation, molecular function: DNA binding; DNA-binding transcription factor activity. Gene Ontology annotation, biological process: ethylene-activated signaling pathway; regulation of DNA-templated transcription. NCBI's taxonomy places the organism in Eukaryota, Viridiplantae, Streptophyta, Magnoliopsida, Malvales, Malvaceae. The record is from RefSeq and is a predicted model, not a curated record.
ACUGUAAGCCCCAACAAAGUUAAGUCAUUCAUUUCACUACCCAACCAACCACCGAAACCAAAAGCCAAAAGGAAUACCUCUGUAAUUUUUCGUAAUCCACAUUUUGCCCACAAAUCUCUGAAUAUCUUUUCACUGAAGUCCCUUAUUCUGAUCGAACAACCAUGUGUGGAGGUGCAAUUAUCUCCGGUUUCAUCCCCCCGACGCCGUCGCGUCGCCUGACGGCUGAUUACUUGUGGCCCGAUCUGAACAAAUCCGGGUCAAAAAAGGGGUCGGUUAAAAGGUACUCGAAGCCGGUGAUUGAUUUGGACGAUGACUUCGAGGCUGACUUUCAGGAGUUUAAGGAUGAGGAAUCCGAUGUCGAUGACUAUGAUGUUGAUGCUGUUAUGGCUGAUGUCAAGCCUUUUGCUUUCUCUGCUACAAAGAAACCAUCUUCUGCUGUCAAUCUUGAUUCAAGCUCUGUAAAAUCCGUGGAAUUCAAUGGUCAAGCUGAGAAAACUGCAAAAAGAAAGAGGAAGAACCAGUAUCGUGGAAUUCGACAGCGUCCAUGGGGUAAAUGGGCUGCUGAGAUCCGAGACCCAAGGAAAGGGGUUAGAGUCUGGCUAGGAACUUUUAAUACUGCUGAAGAAGCUGCAAGAGCUUAUGAUGCUGAGGCACGGAGAAUUCGGGGUAGGAAAGCAAAGGUGAACUUCCCUGAUGAGACUAUGCGUACUUCUUCAAAGCGUGCAGUUAAGACAAAUUCUCAGAAACCACUAUCCAAGUCAAAUUUGAGCCCCAUUCAACCUAAUCUCAACCAGAAUUUCAAUUACUUGAACAAACCUGAGCAGGACUACUAUGAAACCAUGGGUAUCAUAGAAGAGAAGCCACCAAUGGAUCAGUUUGCAUAUUUGGACCCUGUUCCUGCUUCUGUAGAUGUUGGAUUGAAACCCUUUGCUCAAUCUGAAGGCCCCUUGUAUUUUAAUUCAGACCAGGGAAGUAACUCCUUUGAUUGUUCUGACUUUGGCUGGGGAGAACAGGGUGUCAAGACUCCUGAAAUAUCAUCUGUUCUUGAAGCUUCAAUAGAGGGUGAUGAGUUUCUAGAGGAUGCAAACCCUAUGAAGAAGCUUAAACCAAGUUCUGAAAAUGUUAUGCCAACUGAAGACAAUUCUGCAAAGAGAUUGUCUGAUGAGCUAUUGGCUCUGGAUAAUCAGAUGAAGUACUUUCAAAUGCCAUUUAUUGAGGGGAACUGGGAUGCCUCAAUUGAUGCCUUUCUCAAUGGAGAUGCAUCUCAGGAUGGUGGAAACCCGAUGGAUCUUUGGAGCUUUGAUGACUUCCCUGCCAUGGAUGGGGUUGUUUUCUGAGCAAACUUUCUCUACUUGCUAGUUUUGUAAAUAAAGCAACAUGUUAUGCUCUCAGGAAUUGGUCAAUCUGUUGUGAAGUUGGAGUAAAACAGCUAUAGUUGCUUAUGCUAUGUCUGCAGUGCUUUCAGAGGCGUCUAUUAUAUUCACCUUUAUCUUUUAGACAUUGGACUUGGAAUUUUAAAUUUGAGUGACUGUAUCAGUACUGUGUUA